AUGCUAUCCCCUUCCCUCUCACCUGCUAUCCUCUUCCGCUUCACCUGCUAUCCUCUUCCACCUCACCUGCCAUACUCUUCCACCUUAACUGCUUUCCUCUUCCGCUUCACCUGCUAUCCUCUUCCGCCUCACCUGCUAUCCUCUUCUGCCUUACCUGCUAAUCUCUUCCGUGUCACCUGUUAUUCUCUUCCCACUCAUCUGCUAUCCUCUUCAGCCUCACCUGGUAUCCUCUUCCGCCAUAUCUGCCAUCCUCUUUCGCCGCACCUGCUGUCCUCUUCCGCUUCAACUGCUAUACUCUUCCGCUGCAUCUGCUAUCCUCUUCCGCCUCACCUGCUAUCUUCUUCCGCCUCACCUGCUAUCCUCUUCCGCAUCACCUGCAAUCCUCGAGACGUUAAACAAUUCUUUCUUUCUUUCUUUUCUUUCUUUCUUUCUUUUCUUUCUUUCUUUCUUUCUUUCUUUCUUUCUUAA
Acanthosepion pharaonis is the source of this 468-nucleotide messenger RNA. NCBI's taxonomy places the organism in Eukaryota, Metazoa, Mollusca, Cephalopoda, Sepiida, Sepiidae. The record is from the annotation of a GenBank genome assembly.